This is a messenger RNA of Ilex paraguariensis (yerba mate), 1536 nucleotides long. The record is from the annotation of a GenBank genome assembly. NCBI's taxonomy places the organism in Eukaryota, Viridiplantae, Streptophyta, Magnoliopsida, Aquifoliales, Aquifoliaceae.
AUGACAACAACUGGUCUCUUCCAGUUCUCUCUCUCAUCUCACCCCAAUCUCACAUUUGCCAACAUCAUUACCUCAACUGCUCAACGGUCACCUCAAACUCACUCCAAUCCUCUUCUCCCCAAGCGACGUCGUCUAAGCCUUUUCCGCCCAGUCUCUGUUCCGAGAAGUCGCAAUCUCAUCUUCUUAAAGGCAGUCGAAUUCAAAGCUCCGUCAUCGGAAUCUCAGCAACAGGAUGGAAGAAGAGAUGACUCUCCAGUUCUUCUCGAUGUGAGCGGAAUGAUGUGCGGCGCCUGCGUGUCACGCGUCAAGUCGAUUCUUUCUUCCGACGAUCGAGUCGACUCGGUGGUGGUCAACAUGCUGACCGAGACUGCUGCGGCGGUGAAAUUGAAGCCGGAGGUUUUUGGAACAUUUGGGGAUGUGGCGGAAGGUUUGGCUAAAAGACUUACGGAAUGUGGCUUUCCUGCGAAUAGGAGAGUUUCGGGGUUAGGAGUUGAAGAGAAAGUGAAGAAGUGGAAGGAGAUGGUGGCUAAGAAGGAGGCUUUGCUGAUCGAGACUCGAAAUCGGGUGGCAUUUGCGUGGACUUUGGUGGCUUUGUGUUGUGGAUCGCACGCUACCCACAUUUUUCAUUCUCUUGGCAUUCAUGUCGGUCAUGGGUCAUUUCUGGAUCUGCUUCAUAAUUCAUAUGUUAAAGGUGGUCUGGCUUUGGGGGCUCUGUUGGGACCCGGACGAGACUUGCUUUUUGAUGGUCUAAAUGCCCUCACAAAGGGAUCGCCAAAUAUGAACUCUCUCGUCGGAUUUGGAUCCAUUGCUGCAUUUAUCAUUAGUGCGGUCUCUCUUCUUAAUCCUGCGCUUGAAUGGGACGCAUCAUUCUUUGAUGAGCCGGACCUUUUGUUGCAUAAAAGUGCUAGAGAAGGUGUGCACUGGAUAUUUGAUUCGGCAGGUUUACUAUUUUUUAGUAUGCAGGUCAUGCUUCUUGGUUUUGUACUCCUGGGACGUUCUCUCGAAGAAAGAGCACGGCUGCGUGCAUCUAGUGACAUGAAUGAAUUAUUAUCAUUGAUAUCCACUCAGUCACGACUUGUGGUCACUCCCUCUGGAAGUGAUGCAUCUCCUGACAGCGUGCUUUGCUCUGAUGCAUUUUGUAUUGAAGUCCCAACUGAUGACAUUCGAGUUGGAGACUCAGUGCUGGUUUUGCCUGGAGAGACUAUACCUGUAGAUGGAAGAGUUCUUGCUGGACGAAGUGUGGUGGAUGAGUCCAUGCUUACUGGGGAAUCCCUGCCCGUAUUCAAGGAAAGAGGCCUUUCAGUCUCAGCUGGAACAAUAAAUUGGGAUGGUCCUUUAAGGAUUGAAGCCGCCUCCACUGGUUCUAACUCAACAAUAACUAAGAUUGUUCACAUGGUAGAGGAUGCUCAAGGCCGGGAAGCACCUAUACAAAGGCUUGCAGACGCAAUUGCUGGGCCAUUUGUAUAUAGUGUAAUGACUUUAUCAGCAGCAACAUUUGCUUUCUGGUAUGUGUUUGCUUCUUUACUUGUUUUGUAA